AAGUGUGAAAAUAGGUUUUAACGGAUAUAACGUUCCGACACCCGAACAACAAGAUUUCGAGAUUUUCCUUGCUUUAAUUGAUUAAAGUUGGCUCCGCGCCUUGUGCAAACCACUUGCACCUGUAAUUCAACAUUCAUGGCGAAAAGCCCAUCAGACUCCUUCUUUCAAACUGUCGAAAACCUUGGGCAGUGUCUUCAAUCCCACCUCUCAAACUUCUUACAAAGAAUCGAUUCCCAUAGAAAAAGUGACCCGUCACUGAGCUUUAACCAGGAGAAGCUCUCCUCUUCCUCUUCUGCAACUGUUGCAGAUGACCCCAUCAAUUUGCCUCCACUUCUCGUGAAACAGGACCAGUCUGCAAAACCUUCAACAAAAGAGGAGGUGGGAAGGGCCACAUGGACUCUGCUUCAUACCAUUGCAGCCCAGCUUCCUGAGCGUCCAACGAAGCAACAGAAACGAGAUGUGAAAGAAUUGAUGGCCAUAUUAUCCCGAAUUUAUCCUUGCAAAGAAUGUGCGGAUCAUUUUAAGGAAGUUCUCAAAGCAAAUCCAGUGCAAGCAGCAUCACAAGCAGAGUUCUCGCAAUGGCUAUGUCACGUGCACAAUGUUGUCAAUAGAAGUCUCGGUAAGCCUGCUUUUCUAUGCAACCGAGUAGAUGCAAGGUGGGGUAAAUUGGAUUGCCAGGAUCGCGCUUGUGAUUUACAGGGAAUAGAUACAUUUUUAGAUAAAUAAUCAAGGCUAAAAAUUUAUGAAAAGAACGAUAGAAAUUGGUCUUUAUUUUUGUUAUGGAAAAAGUUUAUAUAAGGUAUCAACUUUUU
Molecule: messenger RNA, 812 nt
Organism: Amborella trichopoda
Lineage: Eukaryota; Viridiplantae; Streptophyta; Magnoliopsida; Amborellales; Amborellaceae
Gene: ERV1
Product: Erv1/Alr family protein
Cellular component (GO): mitochondrion
Molecular function (GO): flavin-dependent sulfhydryl oxidase activity; flavin adenine dinucleotide binding
Source: RefSeq, a predicted model, not a curated record